Molecule: messenger RNA, 1323 nt
Organism: Alternaria rosae
Lineage: Eukaryota; Fungi; Ascomycota; Dothideomycetes; Pleosporales; Pleosporaceae
Exons: 2
Coding region: 1-1323 (440 amino acids)
Source: RefSeq, a predicted model, not a curated record
AUGAGAUUCCUCGCAUCAUUUCUGCUGGCCGCCCAGACGGUUCAAGCAGUGAGACUAUCCUGGUACAUAAGCACUGGAUGCAAAGGGGCGUUUCUUUAUGCAGCCGAGCACGACGACAUUAUCUUCUGCGAAAAGCUCGAUUCGGCUACGGUCACUGCGGAGUCACUGGUUGUCUCUUUUGACGGCCCCAACGACAGCGACCUCGAGGUAGUGCUUUAUGGCGACGAAGCCUGCAGUACUACCAGUAUACUCGACUUCCACGAUGAACUCGUUUGUCAUGGCGAUAAGCGCGACGACGUCAAGGCAUAUUCAGUAGUCUACAAGAACGCUAGAGCCCAUUCCACCAAACCCGUUGCUAAACGGAGCCCCCGGCAGCGCAGCCCCGAUCAGAUGGAGGCCAAUGCCGACGAGAAUAUCAUGGGAUCUGCAAAACACUACGACCUCGCCUUGUACAAUGGCUCCGGCUCUUUCGCAGAAGUAGCAGCAAUCCCUUCAAACAACCCUUACCUUAGCGCGCUUGUCAGGCCCGCCAUCAGCGCUGGAGCAUCAGCUGUGGGCUUCGUCUCUCUUGUGACCGGAUGCAUUGGCGUAGACAGCGCGACCGCAAUCCCACAGACUAGCUGCGCAUUAGCGAUAACCGCGACCGGAAUCUCUUUCAUCAUGGCUCUUUGGAGUUUCUACGAGAACGUCACCAAUCUGAGAGCACACAUGAGAAACAACGCUUUCCAACUCGGUGGCCGAAACCCAGCUAGGAGGGGAUUGGACGGAACACCAGAGGAACCGGAACUAUCGCACGAGGAAUACAUGGAGUCCAUCUUGCGAACAGCCGGAUACGAGGGCAAGUACCUUGGCCGGACGACGCGCGAUGGAGACAUGGAGACGCCCGCGUACCAAUUCACCGGUAAAGACGGACUGGAAUAUGUUUACACGACCCGCCGUGAAGCGAACGAUGAUAUUGGACACUCACUCUCGUUCGCUCACCAAGUCAAGAUCGAAAAACGCCAGGGCUACGAGGGUGUGGUUGUCGAUGGUGGGGUUGACAUUCAAGCCUGUCAGCGGAACACUCCCGGUGCGGACUGGUCAGACAUGCCGUGGUCAGGAGAGGUUGCGUAUGAUUAUGUCUUGGACAAUCUCCGAUGCCUUGUUGACCCUGACGAGCUUGUGCAAUCCAAGUACGUUUCCUCCGAUGUGAUGGACACCGAAGGUAACGUCAUGAUCACCAUUGGUAUCUCGCCAUACCUACCUGGUGGUGCAAACAACGUCGCCUCGAGACCUGCCUGCGAUAACGAGGAGUUUUAUUUCUCGGGAACUUGCGUCAGUUAG